GCGGGCACGAAUUUCUAUAAAAGGAAUAUUUAGCUAUUCAAAUAUUCUUUCUAUAUAGAACGGUGUGCACAAACUUAUGAGUCAUUGAAUGAUCGUGACUAGUGUGGGAAAGCCCUCCCCCCCUCUCUCUCUCUAUUCAUCUGACUCGUCAGAAUAAGGCGUGUGAGUCACAUGAACGAUUUUUAUACAACUGACAAGUCGAAAACGAAUCAAACUAUAACAAGCGUUGAGUGCCGACAAUGAUGAACCACAGCGCAAUUAAUUCGUUCUUGAAGACGCCCGACUACAGUUUGUAUAGGGAUCAAGUAAACAACGUUAUGGCUCAGUUUAAUAUGUGGAACGAUUGCGAACAAACUGUAGCACUAUUCAAGCUAGUCCAUAGUAUGAGGCCUACUCACGCACGCCUUCUAUGCAGAACUCUUGAACAAUCACUGAAUAAUGAUGAGGCUUUAAAGAAAAGUGACGAGGAGGCAAACGAUUCCGCCUACUUGAGGCGACUUGCCCAGGAAACGGAUACAGCAGGGGCUUUGAGAAAUUUACUGGCUCAUAUUCCUCUUCUCCGUCCCGGUUUGAAAGAGGUCAAACAAGAUUAUAUUUGUCUUAUAAAACGCCUAAUGCAAUUGGCCGCUCACGAAGGACGUCAGACGGAAGAAUGCCGCCAAUUGGCUAUGUAUCUUGUCUUGCACCCUGCUCUCACCCAGACCGAGAUUCAAGAGUUUAAGACCUGGUAUUCAGAUCUGGAACAACAACAGCAGCUAAUGUCGAUUCGGGCCCCAAACGUGACAUCUAACGACAAAGAAGAAAAUACCAGCAGUUGGCCACCAAGCUCUCUAGGAGAUUCCGGACUUGAAUUAAAUUACAUAGUUGAUGAUAAUACAUAUGGCUCAGCUUGGACACAACAUAGGCCCCUCGGCUAUUCAGGCAGUAUGGGCGUAACCAACAAUGUUUCAACCACUCGUUUUAAGUUGCAAACUAUUGAUCCGACACCUCAGCCAUGUUUUGAAAAAUCCAAAGUUUGUUCAACUAUAUCGAGCCCACCUGGUCUAUGUAACAUUUAUAAUAAUAAACCUCAUCGGCCGUUGCAAAGAACUGAAUCUCUAAUACCAAAUACCCCACAAUGGAAAACAAACUAUCACCCUAAACUUUCACCUCAAUCUUCUGGUUCUUCCUCGGACAGCAAAGAGUCGAGACAUACGUCGUUCCUAGACCAACAAUAUCAAAUUUGGUUAAGGCAUUUGAGACUAAAAAAAUACGAAAACAUCUUUCAGGACAUGACGUAUGACGAGAUGUUGAAUACAAAGAGUGAAUGGCUAUUAUCACAACGUGUUACAAACGGAGCUGCCAACAAGAUACUUUCAAAUAUUCAAAAACUUAAAGAUAGAUUAAAUAUAUUGAAUAAAUUACAAAGUAAAACUAUUGAAGAAGGAAGCAUCAAGGAUAUUUUAUCAGAAUUGAAAUCAAUUAUAUAUUCACCAAGUAAACCAUACGAUGGAAUGCCAGCAUCUUCGUCGGAUGAGGAGGAUAUAAUCAGUCAGACUAUUGCAGUUUUUGAAAAAGUCAGCUCAUGGUUGCUCACGAAUAAUUCAGAUGUAGAAAAUUCUACUACUUUACAGCGACUUGUUGACCAUAUAAGCACAUAUAAAACCUUAACUGAACAACAGCAAAGCCAAUUGAUAUGUUUGAAGGAUAAAAUGAUAAUAUUAAAAAGACAUAACUUGUUCAAAAAGUUUUCAAAACGUUCCCCAUCUUACAAUAAAUAAAAACAGUCAUCUAAAUUAUCAAUAACAUUGUAUAUUUUGUAUAUUUUUACUGUUUUGUCUUUAUUUUUUGGCAAUAUUUUAAUCAUUAAAUGGCAAAAUUACCGAAUUUAAUUAUGUAUCUUUAUCUUCCAAAUGAAAGAAAACUUUAUCAUUAUCCAUAGCUAUCACACUAUGUGUAUCGUUGUAGAGAAAACUUACUUUAGCUAUAGAAUAAAAUUUAUCCUCUCUCUGUCCUAUUUUUUCUCGUGCCCUCACUAAAUAAUGACUAACACUUUGAGCAAGCACGAAGCACGUACUAUGGUAUAUAAAAG
This is a messenger RNA of Dimorphilus gyrociliatus, 2071 nucleotides long. Lineage: Eukaryota; Metazoa; Annelida; Polychaeta; Dinophilidae. The record is from the annotation of a GenBank genome assembly.